CAUAUCUGCAUUCUACAGCAAGGAGUCUCUGCUUGCUUCCAUUUCAUAGGGAUAGACGAAGGAGCAGCGAGAGACAAGGGAAGUGCUGAACAUGAAGAUCCUCAAUCCCAUGAUGUUGCCAUACCAUUCAACAUCUUCGAAACUUCACGUUGUCAAUGCUAUUCCUUCAUCUCCUUCUCCAGUUGCAGUUAGGUCCCAUUGUUCUCUACCUCAACAUCCUCUCAGGUGCGCAGUGCUUGGUGCUGGAUUCGCUGGCCUCUCAGUAGUUUGGCAUUUGUUGAAACAUAGUCCUAAGGAGUUAAAUCUAAGAAUUGAUGUAUAUGAUGAAGUGGGUAUUGGAGGUGGUGCUUCUGGAGUUUCUGGAGGUCUUCUUCACCCUUAUUCACCAAAAGUUAAGCUUCUCUGGGAGGGUGCUCAGUGUUGGGAAGAAAGCUUAAAGCUUUUGAGAGUUGCUGAAGAAGCUAGUGUUUCCAGGAACCAUAAUAUUGGAGAAUCUACUGAAGAUAUGAAAGCCUUUGCUGCUGUCAGAAGGGGAAUCUUAAGGCCUGCAAUGGAUAUGAAGAAUAUGACCAAGUUGAGUGAGAAUGUCAAGACUUGCCUCCCUAACUGCAGAGUAGAAACACUUAAUAGUGAAGGGGCUCAGAAUCUUUUGCCUGGUGUGUGUUUACCAUUCAACUCAGGUUUCUAUAUGCCCAAAGCUCUUAAUAUCCGUUCUCAACACUAUCUUCAGGCACUUUUCCUAGCAUGUGAGAAUUUGGUGAAAGAAUCCUCCACCCUUGACUCGGGUCAGAAACAGCUCAAUUUACACAAAAGAGCUGUCCAUAGACUUUCUGAGUUUGAAGGGGAAUAUGAUGCUGUCAUAGUAUGCCUAGGUGCCAAAGUGAACAUGCUUCCUGAAAUCUCUGGGAGGCUUCCUUUGAGGACAUGUAGGGGUGUAAUUGUGCACCUGGAACUGCCAGAUGAUAUGAGAGGUUAUCCUGAAUCUGGGCCUUCCAUAUUAUCAGAUGCAUGGAUUUCUGUUCAGGGUCCUCGUAGUCUAGAUGUGGGCUCAACUUGGGAGUGGAAAUCCAUAAAUUCAUCACCAAAUGUUUCUACUGAUGAAGCUUCAGAAGCUCUUCUACAGCUUCUGCCAAAGGCAUCUAGCAUCUAUCCUGAAAUAAAAGACUGGGUUUUCACUGGAGCAAGAGCUGGUCUGAGAGCAAUGCCUCCACUCACCCCCCAUGGGUCACUUCCACUUUUGGGUUGUCUCAAUGAUGUCAUAGGAAGAAAUCAUACUUGCAAGUUUUGGUUAUUUGGAGGGCUAGGUUCAAGAGGGUUGCUAUACCAUGGUUGGCUAGGUAACUUGAUGGCACAUGCUGUACUUUCUUGUAAUGAAGAUGUUAUUCCAUCUGAGUUGACUUCUUGGAAAAACACUAAACCCAACUCUUAACAUUCAAUGCAAUGUAAAAAUAAUUGAAUCCCUUUAACUUGAGUUCAGAUUGAGUAGGGACAAAGUAAUCCUCUAUGUGGAGCAGUAUUAUUAUGUUACAACACCCUCAAAGUUUCUUGGUGAUAUACAUUAGUAGGCUAAUCCAUCAA
Lotus japonicus is the source of this 1578-nucleotide messenger RNA. RefSeq lists its product as uncharacterized. Gene Ontology annotation, cellular component: cytoplasm. The transcript has 9 exons. Gene Ontology annotation, molecular function: oxidoreductase activity. The record is from RefSeq and is a predicted model, not a curated record. Lineage: Eukaryota; Viridiplantae; Streptophyta; Magnoliopsida; Fabales; Fabaceae. The coding region runs from base 92 to 1429 and encodes 445 amino acids.